This is a messenger RNA of Aureobasidium melanogenum CBS 110374, 537 nucleotides long. Its product is annotated as GAF domain-like protein. Gene Ontology annotation, molecular function: protein binding; L-methionine (R)-S-oxide reductase activity. Bases 1 to 537 code for a protein of 178 amino acids. Gene Ontology annotation, cellular component: cytosol. The transcript is spliced from 4 exons. NCBI's taxonomy places the organism in Eukaryota, Fungi, Ascomycota, Dothideomycetes, Dothideales, Saccotheciaceae. The record is from RefSeq and is a predicted model, not a curated record.
AUGGCAAAGGUGCAUGCCGACGCGUCCAACUUUGUCUCCAAUGUGAGCAAGCAAGAGGCUUACUCGCAAGUUCUUGAGCAAGCGAGGGGAUUGUUCUAUGAGCAGAGGAAUUGGGUCUGCAACCUCUCUAACGCCGCCUCUCUCCUCUGGCACGCUCUCCACGCUCUCCCAUCCCCCUCUUCCCACACAAACUGGGCAGGCUUCUACGUCCUCGAUCCUUCAUCCCCAACCAACCAACUCAUCCUCGGUCCCUUCCAAGGCAAAGUAGCUUGCCAGACCAUCAGGUUUGGCAGAGGUGUUUGUGGCACUGCUGCCAGCACCAAAACGACACAAUUAGUCGCUGAUGUAGAAGAGUUCCCUGGUCAUAUUGCUUGUGAUGCUGAGAGCGCUUCUGAGAUUGUUGUGCCGAUUUUGCAAGAUGGCAAGGUUGUCGCUAUCAUUGAUAUCGAUUGUGCCGUCAAGAACGGCUUUGACGAUGAAGACAAAAAGUACUUGGAAGAGCUUGCAGAACUCAUUGCCGAGUCUUGCGACUUUUGA